AUGGCAGCAAUGGACAUCGACAUGCCCAUGGCAUCACCUACCAGUCCGGCCCCGUACCCCACCAUAGCACCGGAGGACACUCGCACCUACCUCCGCAAGCGCAAGGCGUCACCAACCGUCGACGUGCGCAGAGUAUACCAGCAAACAGACCUGCAUCUCCCGCCACCCUUGAUGGUCCCCCGGUCGCCGUACGCGCUGCCAACGGACCUGGAGGAGCGGUGGCACCGCCUCCCGCACCUGUCCGGUCCUCCACACACAGCACGGGCCAAAGAACUUCCUACGGACGGAGAGCUUCGCUACGACGCCGAGCAGAUCACCGUAGAGGGCCUGCUGCACGGCGACUACUCGGUCCCACGGUACAUUCGCCUCCGGCAGGGCUCCAUGCUGGCCGAGGUCGACCGGUGGCUGGCGGACAACGGCGCUCGCCUGCGCGACGAGGCCGUCACGUGGGCGGCCGCGUUCCACUCCAAGCAGCAACACUGGCUGCAGGCGUAUGGGACGACCAUUCCCGACCACGACGACGAGGGGUAUGCCUACCGAGGGCCGCUGGACUGGAGUGAUCCCCACAUGGCGAGGGAGAGGGCAGUGCACGCCGCGGACGUGGCCGUCGAACUGGGGUUCAAGUAUCCGACUGAAGAUGGAAAGCCCGCAAGGCCGUGUCUUGGGUACAGCAAGUAUGUGUCGACUGGAGGGCCCCGCAUCGUCUAUACUCUCUACCCUUUACGCUCCAUGUGGAUGUACAUUUUGUCCUUGCCCUCGGGCAACGCGGGCACGGAGGACAAUACCCCGUACCCCAUCUGA
Molecule: messenger RNA, 801 nt
Organism: Apiotrichum porosum
Lineage: Eukaryota; Fungi; Basidiomycota; Tremellomycetes; Trichosporonales; Trichosporonaceae
Exons: 2
Coding region: 1-801 (266 amino acids)
Source: RefSeq, a predicted model, not a curated record